This is a messenger RNA of Caenorhabditis briggsae, 363 nucleotides long. The coding region runs from base 1 to 363 and encodes 120 amino acids. Lineage: Eukaryota; Metazoa; Nematoda; Chromadorea; Rhabditida; Rhabditidae. The transcript is spliced from 3 exons. The record is from RefSeq and is a predicted model, not a curated record.
AUGUCUUGUAACUAUCGAGGCAGUUUUCUAGAAUCGGAUGAGUUCUAUGCAACUUCUUUACAUAUUUUAUCAAUUUUACAAGCUCCAAUUCACAUUUUUGGUAUUUAUAUCAUUUUGAAAAAUACUCCAAAAUCUAUGGAAAAAGUGAAAUUCUCGAUUCUUCUGUUGCAUUUGAUAUGUGCUUGGUGUGAUUUUUUCGUUUCAAUCAUAUCCACUCCCGUUUUUCUAUUUCCUGCCAGUGCUGGAUACGUAUUGGGCAUACUGUACUAUGUUAUGGCCACAUGGCUUCUCUGUUACAUGGGAUUUGUUUCGAUAGGUUUCGUCGGCCCCGUCACUAAUGUUGGUAUUCGAGAACCGUUAUAA